This is a messenger RNA of Mesorhabditis spiculigera, 735 nucleotides long. NCBI's taxonomy places the organism in Eukaryota, Metazoa, Nematoda, Chromadorea, Rhabditida, Rhabditidae. The record is from the annotation of a GenBank genome assembly.
AUGUACCCGACCGUCUUUGUGCUCUAUCUCGUCUACGGCAUCCCCACUUUUAUCCUCUACCUCCGAGCGAUUUACGUCAUCUGUAAGCGGCGUCAAAAGUUCUCCAGCAGUUUCUAUACCCUAUUUACGAAUCUACUGAUGGUGUUCUGGAGAUACGCAAUGUGGCCUUGUAUCCUAUUGGUUCAUGCCUAUUCACUUGUUGCGGCUUUUCCGUUUUUCCUGAUGACGAAUUCGUUCAUAUUCGAGAACGAGACGGUGAUGAGGGCGGAGAAUGUUACUAGGGACUACGCGUUCGCCUUCGCCACGCUUUCUUAUUCCUCUAAAAUCUACAUCGCCAUCGGUUUUGUGCUAAACGUCUUAUCGUUGGGCAGAUUAUGGCAGAGACAUUUGAAGCUCCACACGAAGCCCAGAUCCGACGAGAUCAGCCUGUUCGUCAUCGGGCUGUGCUCAUUCGUGGUGCAGCUGAUUUGCGGGCUCGUUGUGGAUGCUGUCGUCAGUAAUGUCAUCCGCCCCGAUCCAAAAUAUGGAAAUGUAGUGACGGGCCUCAACGGCGACUGUAUGGCCUUCACCGAGCUGUACAUCGGAAUAGCGUGUAACGGAGCGUUGCGUCGAGCGAUCCUCGGCCCGCUUGUCAUCCAGUGGAAACCGGGCGGCGCAACAAAUGGGGAAUUGACGGUCAGUUCCGGGACCCAGCAACGAAAUACGGUGGCUACGCGACAUUCCGAUCCGUCGAGA